GUGGUUUUGGUACACAAAAUACCAAUCCGACACCAGGUUUUGGGCUUGCAGCCAAUCCACAAACAAGCACUCAAUUUGGAUUUGCAGGAAGCUUCUCUCAACCUUCACUGACAAGCACAAGUAACUUUGGUGCAGCAGUUCAAUCACCUGCUUUUGGCCAAUUUGGACUUUCGCAACAGGCCACAUCAAAGCCUUUAACGUUUGGUGGUUUUGGUGCUGGUACUCAAGCCACCCAAACAGCUCUUUUUGGAUUGAGUAGUGGAACACAACCCGCUCCUUCAAAUAUGGGACUAUUUGGAACUGGUGGUGUAGGGCAGCAAUCCACCUCAAAUGCAUUUGGAAGUAUCUUUGGUGUAGGAUCACAAUCAACCGCACCAAUUGGUGGAAAUGUUGGGCGAUCCAUGUUGCCGGUAGCGUCGAUGGCAGCAGGAAGUUCUAACGUUGGGAUGUCCAGUUCUUUAAACCAAGUCGGAUCUACUAUUAUCUCACAAUCACAAAUAUCUCAACAAUUAACACCAUAUGAAGAAUUAUCUCGACUAAUUAGUGCUUGGAGUCCUGAAACUGAAGUUCAAUUUUAUACCCCACCUCCCAGCAUGUCACAGGCACUUUGGAACGAGGCCCAAGCUAAUAAUCCAGACAGAACAAUGCAAGAGUAUGGAGCUAAACUUGAAGAUAUGAAGCGUAAACAUAAUUUAGAAACAUUAGUGAGGAUAGAAGAUCGUAAACGAAAACAUAUUGAAUUGACACAGAGAGUAAUUAAGCUUAUGAGGCGAAUUCAAGUGUUGCGAUUAAGUGGAACACUGAUUCGAUCCGAUGAAGAAGCUUUAAAAGGACGAUUAGAAGAUAUAAAGCAGCAACUGCAAAGGUCGUCGAGAAAACUUGAAACGCUCAAAACGCAAUAUAAUGUAACAAAACUACAAUGGGGGGUUCGAGAACCUCCAGUGACUCAUAAAUUUAAUGCAGUAAAUGAUAACCAAUUAGAGAACAUUAUAAAGGUGCUUGACACUGAACAAACAGGAAUAGUUCAUGAUAUUGAAACACUAAAGAAGGAUUCAAAAGACAUUGAUGUUAUUAUUCGCCACCUUAACGAU
Molecule: messenger RNA, 1091 nt
Organism: Racocetra fulgida
Lineage: Eukaryota; Fungi; Glomeromycota; Glomeromycetes; Diversisporales; Gigasporaceae
Source: the annotation of a GenBank genome assembly